AUGGCCCCCGUCGUAUAUCUAGUGUCUGGCGCAAACCGCGGGAUCGGAUUCGGUCUCGUGAAAGCCUUGUCCGCUCGCGAGAACACCGUCGUGUUCGCAGGAGCGCGCAACCCGGACGACGCCAAAGAUCUCCAGAAGCUAGCAGCCGAGCGACCGGGAAAGCUGUACAUCGUCAAACUGGUGUCGAGCGAUCUCAAGGGUAACGAAGAGGCCAUCUCCUUCGUGAAAGAAAAGGCCGGCCGUCUGGAUGUCGUCAUCGCCAACGCUGGGGUGAACCUUUCGGUCGGCCCUGCAUACCAGUCUUCAGAAGAAGACCUGCGGAAAACUUUUGACGUCAAUGUCGUCGGCACCUUCGUGUUGUUCAAAGCCGCAUUGCCGCUCCUCCAAGCUAGCAAAUCUUCGGGGUCCGCGCCCCCAAAAUUCGUUGCCGUGUCGUCGCAAGCCGGCGGUAUCGAUUUCGGGGCAAGUUUGCCGUUCCAGAGCACGCCGUACGGAGUAUCAAAGGCAGCCGAGAACUAUUUGAUCCGAAAGUUGCACUUUGAGCAUGAGAAGGACGGACUAGUGAUAUUCCCCAUAUGUCCUGGUGCGGUUGAGACCGAUAUGGCCAAGUUUAGCGCAGAGCGCGACGAAGCCGUACGCUCGAUGCAGUUCAAGACCGUGGAUGACACUGCCGCCUUGCUGCUGAAGGUUAUAGACAACGCCACGAGGGAGAACGAGGGCGGUCAAUUCCUGAACUUUGAUGGCGCAAAGAAUCCGUGGUGA
Messenger RNA from Punctularia strigosozonata HHB-11173 SS5, 762 nucleotides. Its product is annotated as NAD(P)-binding protein. Bases 1 to 762 code for a protein of 253 amino acids. Lineage: Eukaryota; Fungi; Basidiomycota; Agaricomycetes; Corticiales; Punctulariaceae. The record is from RefSeq and is a predicted model, not a curated record. The transcript is spliced from 6 exons.